Mus pahari (shrew mouse) is the source of this 1831-nucleotide messenger RNA. RefSeq names its product peptidase D (gene Pepd). Lineage: Eukaryota; Metazoa; Chordata; Mammalia; Rodentia; Muridae. Gene Ontology annotation, molecular function: metalloaminopeptidase activity; manganese ion binding. The record is from RefSeq and is a predicted model, not a curated record. The transcript is spliced from 15 exons. Bases 66 to 1547 code for a protein of 493 amino acids.
CCUCAGAGGAACCCUAGCUGGUUCAGCUGACGCCGCACUCCACGUGACGCUGCCGCCGAGUGAACAUGGCUUCCACUGUGCGCCCUUCCUUCUCCCUGGGGAAUGAGACCCUGAAGGUGCCGCUGGCACUCUUCGCCCUGAACAGGCAGCGCCUGUGUGAGAGGCUGAGGAAGAAUGGAGCUGUACAGGCCGGCUCAGCUGUCGUGUUGCAGGGCGGGGAAGAGAUGCAACGAUACUGCACCGAUACCUCCAUCAUCUUCCGCCAGGAGUCCUUCUUUCAUUGGGCCUUCGGUGUCAUCGAGUCAGGCUGCUAUGGUGUCAUCGAUGUGGACACUGGAAAAUCAACCCUGUUUGUGCCCAGGCUUCCUGAUAGCUACGCCACCUGGAUGGGAAAGAUCCAUUCCAAGGAGUAUUUCAAGGAGAAGUACGCUGUGGAUGAUGUCCAGUACACGGACGAGAUUGCCAGUGUCCUGACCUCACGGAACCCCUCCGUCCUCCUCACUUUGCGUGGUGUCAACACAGACAGUGGCAAUGUCUGCAGGGAGGCCUCCUUCGAGGGCAUUAGCAAGUUCAAUGUCAACAACACGAUUCUUCACCCAGAGAUCGUGGAAUGCCGAGUGUUCAAGACAGACAUGGAACUAGAGGUUUUGCGCUACACAAAUCGGAUCUCCAGCGAGGCCCACCGUGAGGUAAUGAAGGCUGUAAAAGUGGGGAUGAAGGAAUACGAGAUGGAAAGCCUGUUCCAGCAUUAUUGUUACUCUAGGGGUGGCAUGCGCCACACCUCUUACACCUGUAUCUGCUGCAGCGGUGAGAACGCGGCCGUGCUGCACUAUGGCCAUGCCGGGGCCCCCAAUGACCGGACGAUCAAGGAUGGAGAUAUUUGCCUGUUCGACAUGGGUGGAGAGUACUACUGCUUUGCUUCUGACAUCACCUGCUCCUUCCCUGCCAAUGGCAAGUUCACAGAGGACCAGAAGGCCAUCUACGAAGCAGUGCUCAGGAGCUGCAGAACUGUCAUGAGCACUAUGAAGCCAGGGGUCUGGUGGCCUGAUAUGCACCGGCUGGCUGACCGUAUUCACCUGGAGGAACUGGCACGCAUUGGCCUCCUGAGAGGCAGUGUGGAUGCCAUGCUCCAGGUCCACCUGGGAGCAGUAUUCAUGCCACAUGGACUUGGCCACUUUCUGGGCCUAGAUGUGCACGACGUGGGAGGCUACCCUGAGGGUGUAGAGCGCAUCGAUGAACCUGGCCUGCGAAGCCUGCGUACGGCAAGGCACCUGGAGCCGGGCAUGGUGCUGACUGUGGAGCCAGGCAUCUACUUCAUUGACCACCUCUUGGACCAGGCCCUGGCAGACCCAGCCCAAGCCUGCUUCUUUAACCAAGAGGUCCUGCAGCGCUUUCGCAACUUUGGUGGGGUGCGGAUCGAGGAAGACGUCGUCGUGACUGACAGUGGCAUGGAGCUGCUGACAUGUGUACCCCGGACUGUGGAGGAAAUCGAAGCAUGCAUGGCAGGCUGCGACAAGGCCUCUGCGUCCUUCUCUGGCCAAAAGUAGAGCCAGCUGAGACACUCAGUGAGACCGGGCCCUGGCCUUGUAAGCUCUGUGAUGUCAGCUGGCCCAUGGCACCCCAAUAGCAAGAUCCUGGAGCUCACAUUUGAUCCUACCAAAACCACCGCUGCUGUUUCUGCAAGAUCACAUCCCUAACUUUGAUUCUGCUUAAAUGAUAGGGACUUAAGAGUGCUGAUUGAAGAAGGAUCCUGUUCUUAAGUCAUAACUCUAUUUUUGUGCUCAGGGAAGAUGCAUUGGUAUCUUCCCCCCCCCCCCAAAAAAAAAAAAAA